Pseudoliparis swirei is the source of this 5599-nucleotide messenger RNA. RefSeq names its product collagen alpha-5(IV) chain-like. The record is from RefSeq and is a predicted model, not a curated record. Bases 212 to 5233 code for a protein of 1673 amino acids. Gene Ontology annotation, molecular function: extracellular matrix structural constituent. NCBI's taxonomy places the organism in Eukaryota, Metazoa, Chordata, Actinopteri, Perciformes, Liparidae. Gene Ontology annotation, cellular component: collagen trimer; basement membrane. The transcript is spliced from 52 exons.
CAGACCACCUCCUCCUCAGGACCAAGCCAAACACGUCCUCUGGGCCGUCCCGUCUAUCAAGGCACUUUAACCUAGACGGAGAACUGUAAUUCAACUGAAGCCGUGAUCUAACGUCCCCCGCAGCACAGCAGGGCAUGGGAGUUAUGUGAAGUUGCUGAGAGAGGACGCUGAAAAAUAGAUUCAACACUCCUGCUGGAGCAAAGACACAGCCAUGGGAAGGCCACUGUUGGGAGUCUCUCUGGUCCUGUUUGCUGUGAUGCUGAUGGGCACUGUGGCCAAAAACUGUGUGUGUAAUGGAAGAUCAAGGUGCCACUGCAAAGGAGUGAAAGGCAGCCGGGGAGACAAAGGUUUCCGAGGAGUUACCGGUCCCCCAGGGCCAGGGGGCCGUUCUGGAUCAGAUGGUCGUCCUGGGCCUUUUGGACCGAAGGGCAGCACUGGGCCUGAUGGACUGAAGGGGCCGAAAGGCGAUCCGGGACCCGAUGGCAAAGAAGGGUUUGCUGGCUCUCAUGGUUUACCGGGAAUCCCAGGUUUACAAGGGCCUCCAGGACUCCCAGGGGCCUCUGGCUGCAAUGGAACUGAUGGAGAAGAGGGGCCUCCUGGGUUUCCCGGCGUCCAUGGCCUUGAUGGAAGUGCAGGUCCACCUGGUCUGCCUGGACCUAAGGGUGAAUCUCGGGCUUCAGGGAAUGCAGUACCAGGGCCACCCGGGUUACCGGGGAGGGACGGAGAGCCGGGAAGUCCAGGUUCCCGUGGAGAGCACGGACUACCAGGGGACCCUGGACCUAGGGGCUCCUUUGGGUUACCUGGUCGUCCUGGAUCCUCAGGAUCAAAGGGUCAAGAAGGCACAGGCGCCAUCCCAGGACCUCGGGGGACGCAGGGGAGAUCAGGACCACGCGGACCACCAGGGCCACCGGGUCGAAUCAAGGAGUUUUUUACUGGGAGUCUCGUGUUAAAGGGUGUAAAAGGAAGCGCAGGAGACGUAGGAAUAAAAGGAUGCAAGGGAACAACAGGGGACCCAGGUUAUGGCUAUGACACCAAAGGAGUAAAAGGAGACAGAGGUCUGGAGGGUCCAGAAGGAAAGUCCGGGAAGGAUGGCGAUCCUGGACGAUCAUCUCGGGGAUGGCCUGGCCCCAGAGGUGAUCGAGGAUAUGCAGGGACACCAGGAGGAACGGGUGAAAAGGGAGAGAGAGGUAGCCCUGGUCCACCUGAAGAUAUAUUUGGCCCUUUGACUGAGCCACUCAAAGGGUACCGCGGAGAUCCUGGUUUUCCAGGCUCACCUGGGCUCCUUGGACGUCAAGGUGUUGAAGGAUUCCCUGGACCUGAUGGACCCCCAGGCCAUUCAUCUGGGUUUCAUGAGCCGGGCCCUAGUGGUCCCAACGGGUUUCCAGGCCACAAAGGAGACCCUGGGGAGCCGGGGGAUAUUUAUCCGGGACUCCCAGGUCGAGAUGGGGGCGAUGGGGAUCAAGGGCCUGCUGGGGAUCCGGGCCCACCUGGACCUCCUGAAGACAGAACUAACAGGAUCACGAAAGGUCUCCCAGGAAUGAAGGGAACACGAGGUCCGCCUGGACCGAUGGGAUAUGAUGGGCCGUAUGGAAUAAAAGGAGUGAAGGGGGAGACGUGUUAUGAUUGUAUUGGAUCAGGAUUCUCAGGGCCGCCGGGUCCACGAGGCCAACCCGGCAUCCCUGGAUAUAAUCAAGGACCAGGUGCCAAAGGUGAUCCAGGCCUCCCGGGAGCUAGUGGCUUACCUGGAAGACCAGGUCCAAUUGGUCAAAUAGGAUUUCAAGGCCCUCUGGGACCAAAGGGAGACUCGUAUUCCUCCAACACUCCUGGGAUAAAGGGAGAGGAAGGAUACCCGGGACAGCCUGGCAGGCCUGGUGCCGAUGCCCUCCCUGGGUUUCCUGGACUACCGGGUCGUAAAGGCGAUCAAGGGCCUCCAGGGGAUUCGUAUCUCUUCCCGGGUGCAGAGGGAGACCGGGGUUACCCAGGGCCACCCGGGCCUCUCGGCAGACCGGGACCAGUGGGCCAGCCUGGGCUUGUGGGCUUUGGGCCUGCUGGACUUCCAGGAAGUCUGGGCGAUGUUGGCGUCCCCGGCCUGCCGGGACAACCUGGGAUUCCAGGCCAGAAAGGUGAACCUAGCCACGCCCACACCAAUGGACUCUCUGGACUCCCUGGAUUUAAAGGGCUGCCUGGUUCUCAUGGAAGCCCGGGUCAUCUCGGAGCACCGGGUACCCCGGGAAUACCAGGUUUUCGAGGACAGAAAGGAGAAAGUGGUGAGGUGACAUUUCCUGGAAGGCCGGGGAUGCCAGGACAGAAAGGUGACAAGGGGCAAACAGGUCUCCCAGGCUUUCCAGGGAGGGGCGUGCCUGGUCAGCCAGGUUCACAAGGCCUUCCUGGUCCUUCAGGACUAAAGGGUGACGGUGGGCCUGGAUACCGUGGUAUCCCAGGACCCUCUGGGGCCCCUGGAGAAGAUGGAGCUCAGGGGCCUGACGGAGAUCCAGGGACCCCGGGUCUACCUGGGAACCCAGGAGUACACGGAAAUCCUGGUUUUCCAGGAGAAAAGGGAACUAAAGGUGCUGUCGGUCCCCUAGGACUACCUGGAAAUAAAGAUUCAUGUAAAGGGGAUUUACCCAGUCCAACCGGAUCACAAGGACGAGAUGGGUAUCCAGGACAUCCAGGACCAAAUGGCUCCCCAGGUGAAAAGGGCAACCCAGGCUCGCCAGGGUUUGGUCGUCCUGGCGUCCCCGGAGAACCGGGUGUUGUUGGGCCCUCGGUGCCCGGUUCACACGGGCUCACAGGACCACAAGGGACUCGGGGUCAACACGGCCUGCCCGGUCCACCAGGACUGAGAGGAGACCCCGGACCAGAUGGGUUACCAGGAUAUGGACCAGAGGGGUUGCCUGGAAUUAUAGGAUCACCAGGCCAAAUAGGUGACCCCGGCCCAGACGGAGCCAGUGGUUCCUGGGGUCCACCAGGUAUGAAUGGCGACCCAGGUCCCAGAGGUCUUCCAGGCCUUCUGUCGCCACAACAGAUCAAUGUUGUUGGGCCUCCGGGAGAACCUGGCAACCCGGGUUACCCGGGCCUAUCCGGUGCCGGCGGAGAUACUGGAAGUACUGGACCAAAAGGGCGGAAAGGGGUACAUGGAGCUCUAGGGGGUCCUGGACAAAGAGGUCCGCCAGGUGAUCCAGGUGUUGAUGGACUAGUUGUCUCAGAAGGAAGUCGAGGAUCUGAUGGGGCUCCAGGAGAGAGUGGGGUCAUUGGGCAUCCAGGCCUAAAGGGAAUAAAAGGAGAUCAAGGAAUCUCUGGAGGGCCAGGUCCAGCUGGUGCACCAGGUCGAACCGGUAACAAAGGCAUUAAUGGAGAGCCAAAUUACAAUGGAUAUGGAAGGCCGGGAACAAUAGGACAAAAGGGUGAACCAGGAUCAACCAACACUCAUGUGAUGAAGGGUCAGAAAGGGGAACAUGGUUCUGUUGGACCUCUAGGUUUACCAGGACACCAUGGAGCCAAAGGAAACCCAGGGCCUGACGGACAAAAUGGUCCGUCUGGCUAUCCAGGGCCCAAAGCUUCAGAUGGACUUUCAGGAAACAAAGGACAGAGAGGACCCAAUGGACCAGCAGGGGACCCUGGCCCGCCGGGGGUCAGUAGUUAUCCAGGUCCGAGAGGCAAUCAGGGCCGGGAUGGAAUCCCUGGACCACCGGGGCAGAAAGGAGACACAAACAUUAUAGGAGGGGCACCUGGUAGGCGUGGGGACACAGGUCAACAAGGUCCUCCCGGGAGCCCUGGUCCCCCUGGCUUCACUCUGACAGGGAGUCCUGGACCAAUGGGAGACAGGGGAUUUCCAGGAUCAACUGGGGGCUCUGGUCCGAAAGGACUACCAGGAAGGGAAGGGGCUUGUGUUCCUGGGUCAAAAGGAGACCACGGUCAACCUGGCAACCCGGGUGGCCCAGGCUACCCCGGUUUACCUGGCCUUCCAGGCCCCACACUGCCGGGUUUAAAAGGAGACAGAGGGGACUCGGGUCUGACCGGAGCCCAAGGCCAUCGUAGACCCCGAGGAGAUACAGGCCCUGAAGGACCACCGGGUCCAAGAGGCCGACCUGGAGGCCUGGGACGAAGAGGUGAUUCUGGUCCUCCUGGAACCUACGGGCUUCCUGGUGUCAUUGGAGACCCUGGACACAUCUCUGGCCCUCCUGGUCCACCUGGGAUUAAAGGAUUUCCUGGACGACCUGGCGUGAAAGGUGAACCAGCAUCUGUCAGCGUGACGUAUGAACCAGGACCUCCUGGCUCACCUGGUCCCUCUGGCAACCGAGGAGCCCCAGGACACACCGGACCAUCAGGACUAUCCGGCCGACCAGGUCAGUCAGGCGUCAAAGGCAAGCGGGGUUCCAGCCCAGAUGGCCAUCCUGGAUUUACUGGACACAAAGGAGACAAAGGAAUAGCAGGACUGCCAGGUCCAGAAGGCCGAGCGGGAGACUCAGGCAACAAGGGUCGGCCGGGGCUGCCAGGCAAAGGUGGUCCAGGUUAUCUUAACAGUUUCCUGAUAGCCAGACACAGUCAAAGCAUGAGUGUCCCCGACUGCCCUCUUGGCACCAGCCUCAUCUACUCUGGUUACUCCUUCCUCUUCAUCAACGGAAAUGAGAGAGCUCACGGCCAGGACCUUGGCACCACGGGAAGCUGCCUCCCUCGCUUCACCACCAUGCCCUUCCUGUUCUGUGACACGGAGAGUAACUGCCGCUACGCGUCUCGUAACGACUACUCCUACUGGUUGUCCACUGGCACUCCGAUGCCAACCAACAUGGCGUCCAUCACAGGGGAUACACUGGCCUCCUACAUCAGCAGGUGCUCGGUCUGUGAAACCACCUCCAAUGUCAUAGCCGUCCACAGCCAGACCACUCUGACACCUGAAUGUCCCCGAGACUGGGAGUCACUCUGGACUGGAUACUCAUUUGUCAUGCAAACGGGAGCUGGAGCAGAGGGCUCCUCCCAGCCCCUGGUUUCUCCCGGCUCGUGUCUGGAAAGUUUCCGCCAAGUGCCGUUCAUCGAGUGUCACGGCAGAGGAACCUGCAACUACUACCCUGAUUCCUACAGCUACUGGUUGGCCUCCCUAGACCCCAACAGCAUGUUUAGUAAACCUGUUCCUCACACAGUGAAGGGACCUUCUCUACAAAGUGUCAUCAGCCGUUGUCGUGUCUGCAGGAAACCAUGGCAACCAACAGAUGACAAACGUGGGGACAAUUUUUAACAUUUGGUGUUUUUCGAUGUCAUUUGAAAUAAACAAAAUAUGAGAAAUGUGUGAUGAAAUAGUCUUAGUAGUUUAUACUAUGUAUAUCUGUGUGUUACACUGGGUACAGUUACACAUCUGAGUUCAUGAAUCUUAGCUGUGAACGAAAUACGUGUCGCAAACUGCCAAUCACUUUAAUUCAGGUGUUAUACAAGCUCUGACAUUAGUGUAUGUAUUAGUAUAAUGUUAUAAUGACUGAAACAUUUAGUGAAUUAUUAUUAUAUAUAUAUGCUGUAGUGUGCUACCUGUGUGUAAAUGUUCCUGUGACACGUGUGUGACAUGUGUUGUUUUCAUUCUGUUUUUCAUUAAAUGCUUGCAAAAACUCGA